AUGGAACCAAACUCUACUUCAACAACAAAUGCAACUGCAAAAAAUGCUAGAAGGCGAAGAAAGCUUAUUUUAGCUCAGCGUCGACGCACGCGUAAAAAUUGGACAGGAAAACUACCAACUGUCUUGCUACAAACAGCUCCAGUUACCAUGGGUAAACAAACACAUGCGCAGAAUCGUACUAUAUUUGAAACUGGGCAAACUUCAAAUUCUGCUUCUAUUGCUAGGAAGAGGAGGAAGAUCAUUUUGGAUAACAGGAACAAUGGCUGCAGCAAAACACUUAAUAGAACAUCGCAUGUUGACACCACUGCCAAUAACACGUUUGAUACGGACUCUAACUCUGAAGAUGAUGUGAACCUGGGGGAUUCUUCUUCUAAUGAUGAUGAAAGCAUUGAUAAUGACGAUGUUGUCGACUCCCUUUUAGAACAGUACUCUGACAUAGGAGAUAGAGUUUGGGAUUGCCCAUUUUGUCAUGCAUCCAUGUGGUAUCAGGAACGCAGAGACAAAUCACGGCAUACGACUAUUCCUAAGUUUCACCGGUGUUGUCGGAGUGGAAAACAUCUACUACAUGAUAAAAAUGGUCCAGAGAGUAAGAACUACCAAAGAAACCUUCGCACUUAUAACGCCAUGUUUUCGUUUACUUCUCCAGGGAUGAAAUUUGACGACACCGUUGCACAUGGGGGAGGACCACCUACUUUACGACUUCACGGUCAAACAUGUCAUCGUAUAGGGACGUUGAUGCCGGAUGUUGGACAGCAUCCCCAAUAUACUCAACUAUAUAUAUAUGACACCGACAAUGAAGUCGAUAACAGGAUGAAAUGCUUCGGGGACAAUGAUGUUCUCAGCAGGGAUAUUGUUCUUAAGUUAAAGGAUAUGUUGGAUGAAUGCAAUCCCCAUGCAAGGGCAUUUCGAAUGGCAAGAGAUCUUUUGAGAGGAAAUGAGUUCUUAGACUUGAAGAUACGACUAAUCAGUGAUAGGGCUGAAGAUGGCCGUGUAUACAAUACACCAACUGUGUCAGAGGUGGCUGCUCUGAUCGUUGGUGAUAUUGAUCCCACAACACAGAGAGACAUAAUCGUCCAUGCACGCAAUGGCCAUUUGCAAAAAAUUACAGAAUUUCAUCCUGCUUACUUGGCCUAUCAAUACCCGCUCAUUUUUGUUUAUGGGGAGGAUGGAUAUAGGAAAAAUCUACUGCACAGGUAUGAACACGAAGCUGAGUUUAACAGGAAGAAUCGCCAAUCAAUCAAAGAUUGGCUGUGUUUUCGUUUGCAGGAGCGCAAAGCUGAGGCAAAGACAUUGCUUCACUCAAGACGGCUUUUUCAACAGUUCUUGGUCGAUGGGUUCGCAAUGAUGGAAUCAGAACGUCUCAAUUGGUUGAGGACUAACCAGUCCAAGUUACGAGUUGGAAAAUAUAAUCAGUUGAAUGAGCAAACUAACGGGGCUCAGGCGAACACAGCACCAAAGCGAGGAAAAAGGGUAGUUUUGCCAUCUACUUUUGUUGGGAGCAAGCGUUACAUGGACCAACUAUAUUUUGAUGGUAUGGCCAUUUCAAGUAAGUUGGGCUUCCCAGAUUUGUUUGUAACGUUUACUUGCAAUCCUGCUUGGCCUGAAAUAGAACGUGCAUUAUCUGGCACUAAUUUAAAGCCACAUGAUAGACCUGAUCUCAUAACCAAAGUAUUCAAAAUCAAAUUUGAUGAUCUCAUGACUGAUAUAACAAAACGGCACGUGCUCGGGAAGGUUAUUGCAUUUAUGUACACUAUUGAAUUUCAAAAACGAGGAUUGCCGCAUGCUCAUAUAUUAGUCUUCCUACACCCUCAAAGCAAAUAUCCGACACCAGCCGAUAUAGAUAAAAUCAUUUGUGCUGAAAUUCCAGACCCCACUUUACAUCCAACACUAUAUAAAUUGGUCUCCGCACACAUGAUGCACGGUCCGUGCGGUCCAUCGAGGAUGACUUCACGCUGCAUGAAAAAUAGAAAAUGCACAAAAUUCUUCCCCAAGCCCUUCCAAGAAGAUACUGUUGUUGAUGCGGAUGGCUAUCCCCUCUAUAGGAGGCGAUCAAAUACCCAUGUUAUCCAGAAAAAUGGUGUAUCUUUGGAUAAUCGACAUGUUGUACCUUACAAUACAAGAUUCCUCCUGAAAUACCAUGCACAUAGUAACAUGGAGUGGUGUAACCAAAGUACAUCAAUCAAAUAUCUAUUCAAGUAUAUCCACAAGGGGUUUGAUAGAAUCGGAGCUACAAUUUCAACUUCUGGUAACGGCUCAGGAAACGACACAGAGCCUGUUGAUGAGAUCAAACAGUAUCUGGAUUGUAGAUAUGUGUCCCCGAGUGAGGUGUGUUGGAGAAUUUAUUCCUACAACAUUCAUGGCAGGAAACCGGCGGUCGAACGUAUGUAUUAUCAUUUAGUAGGUGAGCAGGCUGUUUACUACCCCGAUCAUGCAAGAAUGGAAAAUAUCUUGGAAAAAGCAAGUGUAACGGAGUCUAUGUUCACUGCUUGGUUUGUUGCUAAUGGGAAAUACGAGGAGGCACGGUCACUUACAUAUGGUCAGUUUGUGUCAAAAUUUGUUUAUGACAAAAAAACCAGAACAUGGAAACCGCGGAAAAAGGGGUUCACCAUUGGUCGUUUGAUCUGGGUUCCACCAACCACUGGAGAGUUGUUUUACUUACGACUGAUGUUGACCGUAGUGAAGGGACCGCUAACUUACGAAGAAAUUCGCAAAGUAGGUGACACACAGUUUGAUACUUUUAGGGAUGCAUGCUUUGCAAUGGGAUUCCUAGAAGAUGACCGAGAAUACAUUGGGGCAAUACGGGAGGCGAGUGAAUGGGGGUCUGGCCAUUUCCUCCGCAAACUUUUUGUAGUGAUGCUUUUAUCCUCGGCUGUUAAUAGGCCUGCUCAUGUUUGGAACGAGACGUGGGAUCUACUAUCUGAAGGUCUGCUGCAUCAGCAAAGACAGUUGGCUCACAAUAAAGAUUUGGUGCUCACUGAAGAUCAGUUAAAGAAUUUGACUUUGACGGAAAUCGAGAAACUUCUGCAGGCAAAUCGAAGAAGCCUCAGCGACUUUAAACCAAUUCCAUAUCCUGAUGGAUACGUUCUACAACAAUUAGGGAACAGGUUGGUUUAUGAUGAACGGAGUUACGAUGUGCCUACAAUGAGAACCCAAUUCACGUCGCUUUUCAACGCUCUGACAGAUGAGCAAAGGUCAAUUUUUGAUAAAAUUAUGGCGUCUGUUAACGCGCAAAAGGGUGGUGUCUUUUUCCUACAUGGUUAUGGUGGAACCGGUAAGACUUACAUGUGGCGAACACUUGCAAGUGCAUUGAGGUCCAAACAUGAUAUUUGUCUUACCGUUGCAACAAGUGGAAUAGCUUCUUUGUUGUUGCCCGGUGGUAGAACUGCCCAUUCUAAAUUCAAGAUACCUGUUCCAACAAUGGACAAUUCAACAUGCAAUAUUGAAUAUAAUGAUGACGUCGCAGACCUUCUAAGGCAGACAAAGCUUAUUAUUUGGGAUGAAGCACCGAUGGCACACAAACAUGCUUUUGAGGCACUGGAUCGAACAUUGAAGGAUGUCAUGUCUACAUACAGUAAUUCAAAGGAGAUCUUUGGCGGUAAGGUAGUUGUUUUUGGUGGUGAUUUUAGACAGAUUUUGCCCGUUGUACCUAGAGGGAGUCGUUCGGAUAUUGUACAUUCUGCUAUAAAUGCUUCUUACAUAUGGCGGAAUGUUGAAGUCUUAACUUUAACGCAUAACAUGCGACUUCAAUCCGGCCCAGAUGAAGCAGGAAAAAAGGAAAUUGCCGACUUCUCAAAAUGGCUGUUGCAAAUUGGUGAAGGCAAACUUUCCGAGCCAAAUGAUGGAUUUGCGGAUAUUCAACUGCCAAAAGAACUUUUGAUCACGGAUUACACAGACCCAAUUGUUGCUAUCGUAAAUAGUACUUAUCCUGAUUUUAUCGAAAACUACCAAUCUAACGACUACUUAAAGAGUAAGGCGAUACUUGCUUCUACAUUGGAAGUUGUUGAUCAAAUCAACAAUCACGUCCUUGAUCUGAUGCCAGGGGAAACCAAGGAUUACUACAGCUCAAAUACCGUCGAUAGGUCAGAAAUUCAUGACACCAAUGUAGUCGAUAUACUCACACCGGAGUUUCUCAGUUCAUUAACCACUUCGGGUUUGCCUAACCAUCUCAUUAGGUUGAAGGUAGGAACACCUGUUAUGCUUAUGCGUAACAUAGACCAGUCUGAGGGUUUGUGUAACGGAACUAGGGUAAUGAUAACUAGGAUGGCAAACCAUGUCAUAGAGGCUAAAAUAAUGGCGGCGAUUUGCAGCCUAACUGGGGAUAAUGCUUUUAUACAUCAGAUCACUGCAAGGAAAAACAUGCAGUAG
Molecule: messenger RNA, 4365 nt
Organism: Vicia villosa (hairy vetch)
Lineage: Eukaryota; Viridiplantae; Streptophyta; Magnoliopsida; Fabales; Fabaceae
Exons: 10
Coding region: 1-4365 (1454 amino acids)
Biological process (GO): telomere maintenance; DNA repair
Molecular function (GO): DNA helicase activity
Source: RefSeq, a predicted model, not a curated record